AGCACACAGACGCACACAGACUGUUACUGGCCCGGAGAGAUACUUUCUUCACUUUCAUCAUUCGCCCCAACGUGGCUACCAUGACAACAGAGGCAACUGCUGUGACUGAGGCAGACACUGAGGGCAAGCAGAAGACCAGUGGCGCUGAGCCCGAACCCGAGCCAGAGAACAAGCAGAAGACAGAGGCGGCGACAUCUGACCCAGAGGGGGAGCAGUCGAGCAAAAAGGCCCAGGAACAGGUCACUGAGCCUGGGCCUGCCGAAGCAGCGACCUCCCCUGAGGAGGAGCAGCUAAAGCCUCGUACCAGGACCUCUGCUGGCAAAGGCCUUUCUCGUCUCUUCUCUUCAUUCCUCAAACGCCGAUCGCAGUGCUCAGAGGAAGAGGUGUUUGAGGCGGAAAAAGCCAAAGACGAAAAGGCAGACAAAGAGGAAAAAGUAGAUAAGAAAGAAGAGGAGACGGUGGAAGAAGGGAAAAAUCAAGACGAGGAGGCCAAAGCAGAGGAGGAAAAACCAGAGGUGAAAGAAGUGAAAAAGAAAGACGACAAAGCAGAACCUAAAGAAGAGAAAAAGAAGGUGGAAGAAAAAGUAGAGAAGAAAGGUAGCAAAAAGAAAAAGAAAGAGGCCAAGAAAAAAGCAGAAGAAAAGGAUGAAGAGAAAGUGAAAAAGGAGGAGACAAAAAAGGAGGAGACAAAAAAGACAGAGACAAAAAAGGAGGAGACAAAAAAGGGGGAGGAAAACCAGCCCAAGAGGAACACAAGGAAGAGGCUGUGA
This is a messenger RNA of Oreochromis aureus, 770 nucleotides long. Its product is annotated as vicilin-like seed storage protein At2g18540. NCBI's taxonomy places the organism in Eukaryota, Metazoa, Chordata, Actinopteri, Cichliformes, Cichlidae. The coding region runs from base 81 to 770 and encodes 229 amino acids. The record is from RefSeq and is a predicted model, not a curated record. The transcript has 3 exons.